Messenger RNA from Sardina pilchardus (European sardine), 2474 nucleotides. It is a transcript of the gene kirrel1b, whose product is annotated as kirre like nephrin family adhesion molecule 1b. The coding region runs from base 84 to 2474 and encodes 796 amino acids. Gene Ontology annotation, molecular function: cell adhesion molecule binding. Gene Ontology annotation, biological process: cell-cell adhesion. Gene Ontology annotation, cellular component: cell-cell junction; plasma membrane. The record is from RefSeq and is a predicted model, not a curated record. The transcript is spliced from 15 exons. Lineage: Eukaryota; Metazoa; Chordata; Actinopteri; Clupeiformes; Clupeidae.
GUGAACUCUAACCGGUGUCUCAGAUGCGUGUGGAGCUCGCGCUCCUCGCCGAGGGCACGGAUUCCAUCGCGCGCGGGUGAACCAUGCGGUGGCUGUGGAUAUUAACUUUGGCCGUCACUCUAAACAAAGUGGUGUGUGGCGCGCGCUUCUCCCAGGAGCCGGCGGACCAGGCGGUGGUGUUGGGCGAGCGGGUCAUCCUGUCCUGCGUCGUCUUCAACUACACCGGCAUCGUGCAGUGGACCAAGGACGGCCUCGCCCUGGGCAUCGGAGAGGACCUGCGGGCCUGGCCGCGGUACCGUGUGUUGCGGGUGGUGGACGUGGGUCAGUAUAAUCUGGAGAUCACGAUCACGUCGGCUCAGCUGUCUGACGACUCCCUCUACGAGUGCCAGGCCACAGAGGCUGCACUGCGCUCACGCCGGGCCAAACUCACCGUACUCAUCCCACCAGAUAACCCGGUGAUAGACGGUUCUCCAGAGCUGCUGCUGCUGGCUGGCAUUCCCUACAACCUGAGCUGCGUCUCCCGGGGAGCCAAACCGCCCGCCAACAUCCAGUGGACCCGCGACAGCCUACCACUAGAGGGAGCCUACAGCACCACGGAGGUGCUCCCAGACAGGAAGCGGGUCACCACACGAAGUCUCCUCCCCCUCACUCCAAAGGAUGUGGACUCUGGACGCAACUACUCCUGUGUGUCCACCAACCCCGCCGUGCCAUUGGGCAAACACACCAGCGUCAUCCUCAACGUCCACCAUAAGCCUACGGUCACUCUGUCCAUAGAGCCGCGCUCAGUGCUGGAGGGGGAGAGAGUCACCUUCACCUGCCAGGCCACCGCCAACCCCCCUAUCAUGGGCUACAGGUGGGCUAAGGGCGGUGUGAUCCUGGACUGGGCCAGGGACAGUGUGUAUGUGGCGCUGGUGGACUACUCCUACUUCACUGAGCCCGUGUCCUGCGAGGUGUUCAACGCUGUGGGCAGCACCAACGUCAGCAUCCUAGUGGACGUCCACUUCGGGCCCAUGCUGGUGGUUGAGCCCAGGCCGAUGGUAGUGGACGUUGGAUCAGACGUCAGCCUCAACUGCAAGUGGGCCGGCAACCCCCCCCUCACCCUCACCUGGACCAAGAAGGGCACUAGCAUGGUGCUCAGUAAUAACAACCAGCUGUACCUGAAGUCUGUGAGCCAAGGGGACGCCGGCCAGUACGUCUGCAAAGCCAUCGUGCCCCGGAUAGGAGUCCGAGAGAAGGAGGUGUCCCUCACAGUCAACGGUCCUCCCAUCAUCUCCAGUGAUGCGGUGCAGUAUGCAGUGAGGGGGGAGCGAGGAGAGAUCAGGUGCUACAUCGCCAGCACCCCCCCGCCAGACAAGAUCGUGUGGGCGUGGAAGGAGAAUGUGCUGGAGAAGGAGCGGGGCACUCUGCUGGAGCGCUACACAGUGGAGCAGAGCAAAGCUGUGCCACAAGGGGGCGCCGUGCUCUCCACUCUCACCAUCACCAGCGUCAUAGAGGCCGACUUCCUGUCCACCUACAACUGCACCGCAUGGAACGCCUUCGGCCCAGGGACCCUGAUCAUCACCCUCAAAGAGACAGAGCUGGUCCCGGUGGGCAUCAUCGCUGGAGGGACGGUGGGCUCGUCACUUCUGCUCCUCCUCUUCCUCACCGCUCUGGCCUUCUACCUCUACCGCCAGCGCAAACGCAGGCACCGGGGGGUAGCGUUGAAGCCGGACAUUAAGGUGGAGACGGUCAACAAGGAGACGCACAGCCUGGAGGAGGAGCCUGUCAACGUCUCCACGACGACACGCAUGUUUCUCCCCUCUGUCUCCCUCUCUCCCUCCACUCAGCCCUUCAAGGAGCACAUGGAGCUCAAGCCCGACACACACACCGAAACACACACACCGCAGAGUGAGGAGUACGAGCUCAAGGACCCGACCAACGGCUACUACAACGUCCGUGCGACGCCCCAAGAUGAGACUCACCCGUCGACGCGCUCGCUGCUCUAUCAGGAGUUCCGUCCUGCCAACCCCCCCCCACCCAGCGGCCUGCCAGCCGCCGCCCCGCUCGCCAGCGUCCCGGCAACCAGCCGCAGCGGCCAUGCCCCCAUUGGCCGCUACGAGGUCCGCCCACAGUCCCGCCUCUCUCACCCCGGAUACUCCCACUUCAAUACUGUUGCCCGGGUAACACAGGGCAAAGCCCCUCCCAGUACAGACUUUAGUGGAGACUGCGGCCUUCUGACCUCGACCAAUCAGGUGGCCUAUGACGGCUACGCCUACCCAACCAGCUCGCAGUACACCCAGUACAGAAUGGGCUUUGCCCCGCCUCUAGAGGAAGGGCCAGCCUAUGAGAUGUACCCUACAGGACAAGGGGCGGGACAGGGCGUGGCCUCGGAGCAGCCGACGCCCAAAUAUGGAAGCGCUGCCCAUUUCCCCUACAACACCCCGCCCACUGAACACUCACAAAAACACACCCAGAGGAUGCAGACACAUGUGUGA